GAUCUUCUAUCGUCGAGAAGCGGUCGCACUCGUCUGCUAUCACCGGAGUCCAACAGUCUAAAUAAAAUAAGGACAGCGUGAGUUCGCUUACUUCAGAGCAAACUGCAAACUUCAGCAGAAAACUCAUGCACGUGAAUGCAUCGCCCCGGGAAUCUGCUGCUGCGCUGCUGUGCGCGCCAUUACGGUAAUGGUACUGAUGAGGUCGAGGAAGAGACGUGAGUGCGAUGCUGCUGCUGUGUUCUGCUGCCAUUUCAUCAGCGGAUCAUCGCGGAAAUAUCAACAGCCCCGCUGUAAUGAGCCAGCAGAUCGGAUCACCUGUCGGGCCAAACACCGCUCACCCCGUUUUCACCCUUUAAACCGGCUCACAAAGCGAUGCUGCACCGGAGGCCCUGCUAAUGCUCUGUAUGUUACCGCCUGGGGUUUUCUGUAAGCAACAACAGAACCAGUGCUAGAUUAGGGGUCAUUUUUUUUCUUCUUUUUUGGAAACAUAAUCAUCAAUAUGGGGUUUCUUUUUUUCAAGUACUGAGCUCUGAACUUGAGAACUUAUUUCAAUGCGAAAUGGAGACUAUAUGGCUUUACCAGUUUCGUCUGAUAGUCAUCGGAGACUCCACAGUCGGCAAGUCAUGCCUGAUCCGGAGGUUCACUGAGGGCCGCUUCGCACAGGUGUCAGACCCGACCGUCGGGGUGGACUUCUUCUCCCGUCUUGUGGAGAUCGAGCCGGGGAAAAGAAUCAAACUUCAGAUCUGGGACACGGCAGGACAGGAGAGGUUCAGGUCAAUCACCAGAGCCUACUACCGCAACUCAGUGGGUGGUCUCUUGCUCUUUGACAUCACAAACCGCCGCUCCUUUCAAAACGUCCACAACUGGCUGGAGGAGGCGCAGAGCCACGUCCAGCCGCACAGCAUCAUCUUCCUGCUGGUCGGCCACAAGUGUGACCUGGAAGCCCAGCGUCAGGUGACUCAGCAGGAGGCGGAGAAGCUGGCGGGGGCCUACGGGAUGCGCUAUGUGGAGACCUCUGCACGGGAGGCCAUCAAUGUGGAGAAGGCGUUUGUGGAUCUGACGAAGGACAUCUUUGAGCUGGUGCGCAACGGGGACAUCAAGAUCCAGGACGGCUGGGAGGGCGUCAAGAGCGGAUUUGUUCCCAACACCGUCCACUCCUCUGAGGAGGUCACCAAGAGCAGCCGGCAGUGCUACUGCUGAUUCGGCUGCAGCACGUUAGGGUGAGAGGUGGUAAUACUUCAGUGGACUCCAUAUGUACAAGAUCUUUUUUGCCAUGGCUGCUCUCAGGCCAGUUUUAGGGGACUUUAAUGUUUCCCCUGCUCAGUUACAUACUUAUUCAUAUAGACCUUAUUUUAACAUUCAAUUGCCUGUUUAAGGCUCAAACUUGGGGCACUUUGUUGAUGUUCCCAACAGGUGUAGAAGCACAAGAAGCAUCCUGCCACUUCAUCUUUCUGUGUGCAUGCGUGUAACUCUAGUCAUCCUGCUGUCUUUGCAGCUGCUACCGACACUUAAGCUUUACUCCACCUUUGGCCUUUCCUGAUGUGUACAGUUAUACUCCAGUGGCCAGUUCCGUUUCUCUAGCUGCACAUGUAUAAAAGACUAUCAGUGUAGUGUAUUUAUACUCUUGUGUGACUUUAAUUUGAUGAAUCAGCGAUGCCACGACUGAGCCACGCCUCUUCCUUUUUUCUGGAAAUGCCUCUGAAUAUACCGCAGCCCGUUGUGGACUAUAUUCGGCUGGAGAGAGGAGGCAGAAAGAGGCAGCAGCCUCGCCGACUGAUUGUACGCCUGCACUACAAAUCUGAGUGGCUUAACGCAUAAAGAAGGUGGAGGUCGGUGAACUCCAAGCGAACCAAAGUUUCAGAUGUCUCGUUUGUUCACCUGAACGCGGAGGAACGAGUUUGCACUGUGAAAAUGAUUAAUGGUACAUUUGUUCUUUGCUGGAAGAAAAACGUUACUGUAGCUGCUUAUUUUAGCCUUGACGACUUGAUCGAUAUGGCAAGUUCUCAGUUCACGUUUACUGCUCCGUGUUGGGUUACUGGUGAGAACAGGUGAGAAACUGUCCAAAAGCCUUUUGUAUAGAUCCCCAUAGUGUUCAAUUUGAAAUAAAUAUAAAGUCACAGUAAAAAGAAA
Messenger RNA from Haplochromis burtoni (Burton's mouthbrooder), 2130 nucleotides. RefSeq names its product ras-related protein Rab-39B. The record is from RefSeq and is a predicted model, not a curated record. Gene Ontology annotation, biological process: Rab protein signal transduction. The coding region runs from base 559 to 1200 and encodes 213 amino acids. NCBI's taxonomy places the organism in Eukaryota, Metazoa, Chordata, Actinopteri, Cichliformes, Cichlidae. Gene Ontology annotation, cellular component: Golgi membrane. Gene Ontology annotation, molecular function: GTP binding; GTPase activity. The transcript is spliced from 5 exons.